CUUAUGAGCUCCACAGUGCAGGGGAGACAACUGUUAUGGCAGGAGUCCACUUAAAUGUUAAUAUCUCCUCCUGCUGCUGUCUCCUUUUCUAUCCAUGGAUGAUCACUGACAAGGUGAUUUUUGCCUGCAAACUUUUACUGGAAGAUGGAAAGAAAACAAAGCUGUAGAGACCAAAUAAGUGGAAUAAGAUACCAAAAAAUGAUUAAGACCCUGUUACAGUAUGACACUAUCAAUAUUCGGAUUGAUCCACCCACUUCUGCAGGGAUUCAACGUCCGAGUGAGAGAGUGUAAGAGGGUUGAGCCUUAUCGGAAGAAGGGUUAACAGCCUGUCGCUCAGUUCUGUGCUGGAGACGAACGAACUCUCAGCUCAAGCUUUGUGUCCCGGACGCGGCCAGCUGCACACAAUGAUCCCCAUCGCCUUCUGCACUCCAACUAUGCGCAAUUGCGCUUUUUUCCGAGGUUUAAAGCUUUUUCAGAGGCCAUGGACACGCCAGCCUGGACUAACUGCAUCCACUCGCGGCCUCCAUGUGGACGGUCCGCCCAUCAUCCCGACUCUCACCACCAGCUAUGUCCACGGCACGUCUUCCACUUCGCUGCUCCACAUGACGGUAGCAGAGAGCCUCCAGAGGUCGGUGGAGCGCUGGCCCGACAGAGAGGCCAUGGCUUUCCUACAAGAUGGAGUCCGCAAGACCUUCGCACAGUUCCAACAAGAUGUGGACCAGGCUGCAGCCGGGCUGCUGGCGCUCGGAAUGAAGAAAGGAGACCGGCUCGGCAUGUGGGGACCAAACACUUAUGAGUGGGUCCUGUUCCAGUUUGCAACAGCCAAAGCUGGGAUUAUACUGGUGGCUGUGAACCCAGCAUACCAGAUGCAGGAGGUGGAGUUUGCCUUGCAGAAGGUUGGGUGCAAAGCUGUAGUGUGCCCUACGCAGUUUAAAACCCUGAAUUACUGCGACAUGCUGAGGAAGAUCUGUCCAGAAAUCGAGACGUCCAGCCCAGGAGACAUCAAGAGCAGCAGGUACAGAUCACCCGUCAGCCCCUCAGGUCGAAACGUGAUGUUCCCUCCAAGCAUGAAGGCGGCAGGUUUAACGCACAGGGAACCAUUAGUGGACCUGCUAACUCUGUGCAGUAAUGUUAGAAUAAUAUUUUACCAGGGUACAACUGGAGCUCCAAAGGGUGCCACGUUGUCACAUCACAACAUCAUCAACAACGCCUACUUUAUUGGAAGAAGAAUGGGAUACCACUGGAGACCUCACACUCGAGUCUGUGUUCCAGUACCUCUGUACCACUGCUUCGGCUCUGUGGGUGCCGGGAUCUGCAUGGCCGUGCACGGCAUCUCCACCGUCUAUCCUUCCAGGGGAUACGAUGGAAAGGCAAACUUGGCAGCUAUCGAGAGUGAAAGGUGCACUUUCAUCUAUGGCACGCCCACCAUGUAUGUCGACAUGGUCAACCAGCUGGACCUCACUAAAUAUGACUUGUCAUCAGUGGUGGGAGGCAUCAUGGCUGGUUCACCGUGCCCUCAAGAACUUGUGAAGAAAGUUGUGUUUGACUUGAAAGUGAAGGAAAUAACAAUUGGAUAUGGCACCACGGAGAACAGCCCCGUGACGUUCCUCGCCUCCCCACUGGACAACGUGGAGAGAAAGACUGAGACUGUUGGCUACAUUACAGAUCACUUGGAGGCUAAAAUAGUGGACCCUACAACCGGGAUGAUCGUACCCGUGGGUGCCUCAGGGGAGAUUAUGAUCAGAGGAUACUGUGUGAUGCUGGAAUACUGGAACGACAAUGCAAAAACAGACGAGUGCAUCACUAAAGACCGAUGGUACAAAACUGGCGACAUCGGCAGCAUGGAUGCAUACGGCUACUGCAAGAUAGACGGCAGGAUUAAAGACAUGAUCAUCAGGGGAGGAGAGAACAUUUACCCGGCAGAGAUCGAGCAGUUUCUGCACAGACACCCCAAAGUUAAAGAGGCACAGGUGGUGGGAGUUAAAGAUGAGCGUAUGGGUGAGGAGAUCUGUGCCUGCAUCAAACUGGUGGACGGAGCAGACUGCACUGCAGAAGAAAUCAAAGCUUACUGCAAGGGACAGAUCUCCCACUUCAAGAUUCCUCGUUACAUACUUUUUGUAACCAGCUACCCACUCACGAUCACUGGAAAGAUCCAAAAGAACAAACUGAGUGAACAGGUGGAGAAGCAACUGAAGAAGUGAAAAUGAAAAGCUACAAACUGUACAGAGGGAAUUUAAUUAAUACGUGUGCGUGAUUCCGAUACCAAAGAUACAAAUUGUGGUUGUCAGAACUGGCCAACAGAAAUCGCCUCAAGAUCUUAAAACAUCUGAAGAGGCAACCUGAGCAUUCUGUGGAAAUUCAGCUAAAAUGCCACAUGUUACAGGAAAAUAUACAGAGCCGAGUGGUUACAGGGACAAUGUAACCCCCCCCCCCCCAAAAUACAGUAUCCUGUACCUGCUGCAGAAAAUAGUCCCACAUAGAAACACUAUUUACUUUUAAGGGCCCUUUUUAAGUGCUUUUGUCUGUAUAGGCAGGACAAAGGUUGUAAGGUUUUUAAAAUGUUUUUUAAUGAUUUUUUUUAUGCUGUUGAGGCACACGCUAAUUUUUAUUUUGCAAAAAAUUUAUAAAAACAAAAAUCUUCAUUAUAUGAACUUGAAAUAAACCUUUUUACAAAUUAUUAAAA
This is a messenger RNA of Neolamprologus brichardi, 2683 nucleotides long. Lineage: Eukaryota; Metazoa; Chordata; Actinopteri; Cichliformes; Cichlidae. The record is from RefSeq and is a predicted model, not a curated record.